AUGAUUUUACAAUCUAAGAAAAUAAGUCGUCAGCAUUUACUACCACCUUCACUACGACAUACAUCAUGUUUCAGUAGAUAUGAGACAAAGGAGAGUCGAGUUCAUUACUCAAAUCGCACCAACUGCCUCUUACUAAUACGUGGUACACGUUCAGAUGUGAACACGUCUGCGUCACCCCCCACUCUUGUCGCCCUCCGCUUCUCUGUCCUCUGCUUCCGCAUUGCUAUGAAAAUUGCAACAAGUCAACAGUUUUCUCGUGUUAAUGUGAAUUUAAAACGCUGCAACAGAUUAGAAUGGUUUUACAGGUUCUCAGAAGUUUGA
Messenger RNA from Brugia pahangi, 321 nucleotides. NCBI's taxonomy places the organism in Eukaryota, Metazoa, Nematoda, Chromadorea, Rhabditida, Onchocercidae. The record is from the annotation of a GenBank genome assembly.